This is a messenger RNA of Sinocyclocheilus rhinocerous, 1742 nucleotides long. RefSeq lists its product as uncharacterized. Gene Ontology annotation, cellular component: adherens junction; catenin complex. The transcript has a single exon. Gene Ontology annotation, molecular function: beta-catenin binding; calcium ion binding; cadherin binding. NCBI's taxonomy places the organism in Eukaryota, Metazoa, Chordata, Actinopteri, Cypriniformes, Cyprinidae. The record is from RefSeq and is a predicted model, not a curated record. Gene Ontology annotation, biological process: adherens junction organization; calcium-dependent cell-cell adhesion; cell morphogenesis. The coding region runs from base 89 to 811 and encodes 240 amino acids.
GAGCAGUCUUUCCCUAAGUAGAAACGGCACUGGGCCUGCUGAGUCCAGCCACGUUGGGGUGGCUGACGCUCCCAGUGGUAGCACAGAAAUGCAGUCGGUCAGCAGCAAUUACGCCACUAUCCUGCACGGGGAGCAGCAGAGGGACUACCCGGGGACUCUGGGACGGGGUGGGCUGGAGAUGGGCAGCGGAUUUGUGGUGGGAAGGCCCGAGAGAGAGGGCAGCAUUCCACUGAGCACCGGGAUGUAUCCGGAAGGUGGUGGGUUCAUAGGAGACUGGCAUGAACGGGUGGGGAUAACCGGGUACCCACUGGGCAGGAGGGAUAUGACACCUCAGCUGCUUCCGUAUCCCGGCCAGGGCCGGGGAGCUUUUGGGGGCAUCCUAGGUUAUGGCGGAGUGUGGCCCUUAGCACCUGAGGGGUCAGGAAGAGGAGUGCCUGUCGGAGGUGCUCACUCUCUCGCCCUAAGGGUUGGCGAGUUCCUGCGUUUGCGCCUUGCGCAGGUGACCUUCGACCCUUCGCAGCCGCCGUACGACUCAGUGCAGGUGUACGGGCUGGAAGGCACAGGCUCCCGCGCCGGGUCCCUCAGCUCCCUGGACAGCGAGGGAGGCAAAGAAGCCGAGAAGGAGGUGUGGGGAUCAGGUCUGGAGGAUUGGGGCCCACAAUUCCAGAAAUUAGCCCAGCUUUUUAGGGAAAGGGAGAAGGAGAGCGGAGAAGAUAAAGAAGGAGAUGCAGAAGCCAGCAAAAAGCACAAGGAUAGGGAAUGGGAAGAGAAGGAGGAGCAGUCUGGAGACGAGGAGCAGGCGAAUGUCUGAGAGAGCGAGAAGGAGAGGGGUUGGGUGGGACAGUGAUUAAAAGGCAACAAGAGCUGGAAUAAUGAAAAGUGAAGGGUAAGGAGGGAGAGACGAAGAGGAAAGGUAAUAAGGGAAGACAGGGAAAAAUGAACAGAGAGAGCAAAGGCAGUGGAGAGAGUGAUUGAUGCAAUUUGAAGCAAUAAGUGCUGAAAAGCUGAUGUGUGAGCACAGAGCGGUGUUUCUUUAGCCAGCAUUUAACAUUCCUUAAGUGUGUUUGGCAGUAAGCGAAAAGCAAAGUUCACUGUAUUCCAGAUCACAUUUAAUUACGACAGAGAAAGAACGAGAUUUCAACUCUGAUUUUCGUGGCAGCGAGCAAGACAAUGGUACCACGCGGGAAUGAGAAAUGCAAGGCCGGAAUAACAAAGAUGAAAAGUUACGGCAACACACGAGGGAGUAGGAAAAUUAAUAUUUGUACAGAAAUUGUUUAUACAUUCACAAAAGCAAGAGAACUGAAUUAUUCAAAAGAAAGCACUGAAUAUUACAGUAAAGUCCUGAAUAAGUGUCUGCACAAAGAUUCUCUGUGUUUACACAUACACACAGACGAAAACAAACACGCAUCAAUUUUAAACCCUGCUUGGAAAUUCUGCUUUGCGGAUGUCACAUUGUCAGGGUUCAAAAUGACUCACAUUUUUGCCAAGAACAGAUUGUAUACAAAGUUGCUCAAGAAAAAAAAAAGAUGACAAAAUUAAAAUGUAGUGAUGCUAAAAUUGUGCAAAACAUAUGCACAAACAAUCAUUACUAAAAAAAAAAAUCCCACAUUUAAAAAGUCAAGAUGAUUUAUGAGAGCUGACAGGUCUGCUUCAGCUAGAAUGCACUUUUAUACAUGAUGUUCGAAAAUAGAUUACAAUGUUGUUGUUGUUUUUUAUUGGAGGAAAAAAAAACAUGAAAAAUA